Messenger RNA from Suillus bovinus, 1215 nucleotides. RefSeq lists its product as uncharacterized. The record is from RefSeq and is a predicted model, not a curated record. Lineage: Eukaryota; Fungi; Basidiomycota; Agaricomycetes; Boletales; Suillaceae. The transcript has 3 exons. Bases 24 to 1136 code for a protein of 370 amino acids.
GUAGGCUUUUAUUCUGGUCGACAAUGUCACUGGCCCCAACGCACACAACGCCCAGAGGUCAAGUAGUCUUACAGCCCACAUAUUUCACGUGCUCCUUAUUUGUGGACCCUGCUCGUGAAGACAUUGACCACCUUGUUCGUGUCUAUGCCGAGCGAUAUGCUAGGUCUCCGAUUCCACAGCCAUUUAUGCUUUUCAAGGAUAUCUGGAACAACCAAGGAUGGGCGUGGCUGCAUUUCAAGGUUUUUGAUACCAGAUCUCGUGAUGCUUUUCUAAAAGUCACCAUGCAACUCCUAUCAGAACGGUUAGCAGAAUCCGAGUAUCCUCUUACUAGAGCUGCUGCUCUGUUUGGCCUUUACACGUUCUUUGCAACUCAGCCAUCAACGUCAGCUCCGCCGUUACAUGCUCUCGCUCAUCUUGCCGUAACAAUCGACAUGUAUCAGUCUUUACUGAAGCUGCCUGACGUACUCGAAACGGAUUUCCUACGCCCUUUAAGACCCUACAUAAUACAUGUACUUUCUGCCUUGCAAAAAGCUCAAUUCUUUCAUAUACUGCCCCCGUCUAAUUUGUACCCGCAUAAUCCGCGAGAACUGCCCAGGGAAAAAUUUAUCUCAGAUGGGUACGAACAGGCAGCUUAUGCUACCACAACCAAGAAGAAAGGUCGACCGUCCAAGCAUGACAAGUUGAAGAAAUCCAAGGACGCUGUCGUUGCACUGGACAAGUGGCUAGACAAAACUGCAUAUACAUAUCAACCAUCUCGGAAUACAAGUGUCGAGGCUCCACAGCCUGUCACCACGCAUAUUCUACUUUCACAUCCGCCGAGCAUGACACGGAACAAUUACCGGGCCAAAAAAUCGGAGUUGUUAGAGAAGCUCGAGCCCGAUUAUCCGCAUGCGACGACUGAGAGCCUUGGACGAUCAGCUUUGGAACGAGCGAACUUGGGGGUUGUUAGCAGGUUACAAAAAAUCGACGAGGAAGCGGCAGCAAAGGGAAUGGAGAUUGGGGGAGAAGGCGGCGAGCGGACUGGAUUACGUCGUGUGGAAAGAGCCGCUGAUGAACUUGGUAAAAUUGGGUUGCUAGGAAGCCGUAGUGGUCUACUUGGUCUGUUAGAAGGGGCAGGGAUCGUGGAACAGCCAUAGAGAAAACCAUGCCGUUUGGAUAUAUAUUAUUUUAAAACAAUAUCCCCUGUCAGCGCUUCCCACGACAAAUUGAGGUUUG